AUGUCUCAGCUUGCGCACAACAUCGGACUUUCCAUAUUUGAUCCACUUCCUAACUAUCGUGCGAACCGUAUUGUAUGCACGAUUGGUCCCAGCACACAAAGUGUUGAGGCUUUGAAGGGUCUUAUGAAAAGUGGUAUGUCUGUGGCGCGAAUGAAUUUUUCCCAUGGAAGCCACGAAUACCAUCAAACAACGAUCAACAACGUACGCACUGCGGCAGCAGAACUUGGAAUGCAUAUUGGUAUUGCACUUGAUACAAAGGGACCUGAAAUUCGAACUGGACUUUUUGUGGGGGGUGAGGCUAUAUUGAUGACAGGUGACACUGUCUUGGUAACAACAGAUCCUGCCUUUGAAAAAACUGGGACAAAAGAAAAAUUUUACAUUGACUAUCCUCGUCUUGCUACAACUGUCAGACCGGGUGGAUCCAUUUACAUUGAUGAUGGAGUUUUAAAUCUUAAGGUAAUAAGUAAAGAAGAUGAUUGUACCUUGAAAUGUUAUGUGAAUAAUGGACACCGAUUGACAGAUCGUAAAGGUUGUAAUUUGCCUGGAUGUGAAGUCGACCUUCCAGCAGUAUCAGCUAAAGAUCGUGAGGAUCUUAAGUUUGGCGUGGAACAAGGUGUUGAUAUGAUAUUUGCUUCUUUUAUACGUACAGCAGAACAAGUGCGGGAAGUUCGUGCAACUCUUGGUGAACAGGGUAAGGAGACAUUAAUUAUAUCUAAAAUUGAAAAUCAUCAAGGUGUUCAGAAUAUUGAUGCUAUUAUUGAUGCAAGUGAUGGUAUCAUGGUGGCCCGUGGUGAUCUCGGUGUGGAAAUUCCAGCAGAAAAAGUUGUGGUGGCACAAAUGACUUUAAUAAGCAAGUGUAAUGUGGCGGGAAAACCCGUAAUUUGUGCCACACAAAUGUUGGAAAGUAUGACGACAAAUCCUCGACCAACACGUGCAGAAGUAUCAGAUGUUGCCAAUGCUGUUUUUAACGGUGCCGAUUGUGUGAUGCUUUCUGGUGAAACGGCAAAAGGACAUUAUCCUAAUGAAGUGGUACAGUACAUGGCCCGUAUUUGUGUCGUGGCACAAAGUGCUACUAAUCAAUAUGUGAUGUUUAAUAGCAUCAAAAGCAUGCAGAAACUGCCAAUGUCUCCUGAAGAGGCAGUUUGCAGUAGUGCUGUAAAUUCUGUAUAUGAAGUGGAAGCUAAGGCCUUACUCGUUUUGAGUAAUUCUGGUCGUAGCGCUCGACUCGCAAGCAAGUAUCGUCCAAACUGCCCUAUUAUUUGUGCUACUACUCGCAUGCGAACAUGUCGACAAUUGAAUAUUACUCAAUCUGUUGAGAGUGUCUUUUAUGAUGCUGAACGAUAUGGUCCAGAUGAUGAUAAAGAGAACCGUGUUCAACUCGGUGUGGAAUUUGCAAAGAAAAAGGGUUACGUCGUCCCAGGUGAUGUAAUGGUGGUCGUGCACGCAGAUCAUAAGGUAAAAGGAUACCCUAAUCAAACCCGUAUCAUUUACGUAAGCUAA
Messenger RNA from Trypanosoma theileri, 1500 nucleotides. Its product is annotated as pyruvate kinase 2. The transcript has a single exon. The record is from RefSeq and is a predicted model, not a curated record. Gene Ontology annotation, cellular component: cytoplasm. Gene Ontology annotation, molecular function: magnesium ion binding; potassium ion binding; pyruvate kinase activity. Gene Ontology annotation, biological process: glycolytic process. NCBI's taxonomy places the organism in Eukaryota, Euglenozoa, Kinetoplastea, Trypanosomatida, Trypanosomatidae. Bases 1 to 1500 code for a protein of 499 amino acids.